Durusdinium trenchii is the source of this 1056-nucleotide messenger RNA. Lineage: Eukaryota; Dinophyceae; Suessiales; Symbiodiniaceae. The record is from the annotation of a GenBank genome assembly.
GGAAACAUUUGGACAAGUUGAUUGCGCAUCAGCCCUGUGCAAGAUAAUCAAGACCAUGCCAAAACUCUCAGAAGGAAGUGCCAAAACUUCAUCCUGCUCAGUGUUUCCAGUCUCUCUGUACAUUAUUACGCCGCAUGCUGUGUACCUAUUUGCCUACCAACUGUGUGCGUUCGCUUAGAUCUUCUUGGCACAAACAGCACGAACCGACACUUUGUGAGCCAUGCAAAGUGGGAAGUCUGGUAGCAGUAGUAGUUCGAGUUCGUCUUCGUCAACAAGCCUGGAGCCAGAACCUCCUUGUCAGAAUGAACCUGAACGCCCAGAUGAAUCUGCCAUGAUACAUUCAGAACAUGAUGGAUCGUCUUCCGAACAAGUAGGUGCCUCAAUUGGUCAUUGACAACUCUUUCUUGCAUGCCAUUUGCAGCCCUUUGCACGCCCUUUGCAGCUGCUACACCCCUCACACGCCGUGCCAAGGAAUGUGAAGCAGAUCAGGAGGGUACCAAUGUCUGGCCAAAAGGUUCGAGUGAAUAUUCAGACCUUUUUGAUUGGCCAGCAGGGAACGCUUCCAAAAUGUUCUUGGCUGACCCUGUGUUCAUCGAGAAUUUCAAGGAGCUAUUCCGCACUUGCAAGAUUGAGGUAUUCGAUUCUUUUGCGGGAACGGGCAAUGGGUCGACAGCUUUCAAACUUCAGCAUCGUGCUUUAGCAGAGGCUUUGCGUUUGGCAGUGCCAGCAGACGGAGUUAGAACCCUGACCGCUUGUGACUGUGAUAAACUAUGCCAAAAGGCUUUGGGAAAUUUGUCAGAAGAUUCAUGGUAGCAAGAAUCAGUGAACAACUAGUAAGGCAAACAAUAACCCAGCCGCAGCCGCCAAGGAAAAUCGCCCACAACAUGUGCUGGACAACCUGGAACAUAUGAUAAGCAAGGAGGCUAGGAAGAAAUUGGAUUUGGCACGCUCAGAGAUUAAUACAUUGAUGACGGUGACCAUGAGUUACCUGGUUAAAGAUCGCUGCUUUAGGGCAACACACACAGUCACCAAUUUCUGCUGCUGGGCAGCCAAGGC